Molecule: messenger RNA, 1113 nt
Organism: Topomyia yanbarensis
Lineage: Eukaryota; Metazoa; Arthropoda; Insecta; Diptera; Culicidae
Exons: 1
Coding region: 1-1113 (370 amino acids)
Source: RefSeq, a predicted model, not a curated record
AUGAUGGCUGCAGGGGAGCAGAAGAAGGACACACACUUCAUCGACGAGACCUGUUCAAUCAAAGAAAUUCUACACGUCCAAGGGAUUCGGGACUUGGCUGACAAAUUUCUGCUGGAUCUGCGAGUAAAUGGAAGGAAAAUGGUUUUCGAGGUAGACACUGGCUCUCCUAUUUCACUGAUCAGUGCCGCGGACAAGAAGUAUCAUUUUCCGCACCUGGCACUAAACUCUACCAGUACUCAGUUAGUGAGUUAUUGCGGUGCAGACAUUAACGUUCUAGGUAAGAUUUACGUCGAUGUUAUUUCAAAUGAUCAGGAGUGCAGAUUGCCUUUGCAUGUCGCGGAUUCUAAAAGACACCCACUACUAGGUCGCGAUUGGUUGCUCCAAUUGAAUCUUGAUUUCAAUCGCGUUUUUAAACCGGGUGUUCAUUCUAUUACUGGUUUUCAAAGUUUUGAACAACAAACCGUCACUGCGCUCAAGGAUAUUUUGGCAAAAUACUCUUCCGUUUUCGAUGGUAAUGUUGGGAAAAUUUCGGGUGUUCAAGCGUCUUUCAAUCAGCGUGCCGAUUCCAAGCCAGUCUACAUAAAGGCAAGGCCUGUUGCGUUUGCUGUUCGUGAUGCUGUCGGUGAAGAGAUCGACAAAUUCGUUGAAGCUGGCAUUUGGGAGAAAGUCGAUCAAUCGGAUUGGGCUACACCUAUCGUUCCAGUUUGCAAAGCCGGUGGUAAGGUUAGACUAUGCGGCGACUACAAAAUUACUGUGAACCCUUCUUUGUUGAUCGAUGACCAUCCACUUCCUACGGUGGAGGAACUGUUCGUAUCCGUUGCGGGAGGAGAACGAUUUUCUAAAAUUGACCUGUCCCAAGCAUACUUGCAGUUGGAAGUGAGAGAAGAAGAUAGAGCUUUACUAACCUUGAGUACUCACAAGGGGUUGUUCCGGCCGACAAGGCUUAUGUACGGUGUGGCUUCCGCGCCCGCUAUAUUUCAAAGACUCAUGGAGCAGAUCCUGCUGGGUAUACCAGGUGUCACGGUGUUCAUCGACGAUAUUCGUGUCACGGGUCCCGAUGAUAGGUCCCAUUUGCAAAGGUUGGAUGAAGUACGAUCAGCUAGGAGUUCAUAA